Fusarium mangiferae is the source of this 594-nucleotide messenger RNA. RefSeq lists its product as uncharacterized. The transcript has 3 exons. NCBI's taxonomy places the organism in Eukaryota, Fungi, Ascomycota, Sordariomycetes, Hypocreales, Nectriaceae. Bases 1 to 594 code for a protein of 197 amino acids. The record is from RefSeq and is a predicted model, not a curated record.
AUGAAAACCCCAGUCCCCAUGCCAACAGCUCGCCAAGCGGAGUUGUAUGAUCGGUACAUGCAAUAUAUCCGUCUCGAACGCGAGGGCCCUCCGAUCGAAGUAUUGAAGGCGGCCAAAGCCCUAGUCAAGGAGGAAGGCCUUAAUCCCUACCAUGCCGCACGCUUGCACAUGAAACUGGCCGAAAUCCCCGAGAUUGGAUAUUAUCAUGCCACAGCGGGCGUCAAAACUCUCACACAGCUGAGAAAAACCGAUGACAGUAACUACAUUAUGACGGAGUUGCAGGAGGCAACAAGAAUCAUGAAAGAAAGGGGAACGGUCGAGAAGGUCUGGUUGGGGAAGUACAGUGAAAUGACAUCGGAAUUCAAAAAGGCGGCUUUACGAAAACGUUAUUUGGAUUACUUUUCCGACCUCGAAAAGGAUCAGCCAUCCCCCGAGGGAAAGGAAACAGAGGAGCAGAAUCCUUCCAUGCUUGACUCCACAGUUAAAAAGGCGAGGACGACCGAUUCGGGCGGUGAGAAGGGGGACAAGGAGGACAAGGAGGAGAAAGAGAGGGAGAGUUUGUAUGAGGACGCAUGGGCGUUUAUUGCUUUGUGA